This is a messenger RNA of Eleginops maclovinus (Patagonian blennie), 16496 nucleotides long. RefSeq names its product thyroid hormone receptor alpha b (gene thrab). Lineage: Eukaryota; Metazoa; Chordata; Actinopteri; Perciformes; Eleginopidae. Gene Ontology annotation, biological process: negative regulation of transcription by RNA polymerase II; positive regulation of transcription by RNA polymerase II; thyroid hormone receptor signaling pathway. Gene Ontology annotation, molecular function: nuclear receptor activity; RNA polymerase II cis-regulatory region sequence-specific DNA binding; zinc ion binding. The record is from RefSeq and is a predicted model, not a curated record. The transcript has 12 exons. Bases 863 to 2149 code for a protein of 428 amino acids.
UAAGCAGAGGGAGGAGCGACCGUGUAGUAUUUCUUUUUUUUUUUGCUUCUUUCGCUCCUGUCGUUGCAGCCCAUCCAAACACUACUGAAAGGCACCAGAAAAAGGGGGAACAAACUACUCAUUUUCAUGCAAAAGCUUUGUAGGAAAGGAGGACACGGAGCUGUGUGCGGAAGGGGAUAAUUCUGGCAGUACGAGGCGUAGCAGCUUAGCGGAGGACCGGGCUUCGGAGUGAGGGGAGACGUGUAGCGCUGCCGCUACACUUGUGUGCACAAACCGGAGGAGCCCCUCUGACUUUCUCCCGCUUCAUUUCCGCCUAAUGCCCCAAUACCCAACCCGAACUGGUGUCCAGUCCGCGUGGGGGUAACCGACGAGUUCCCUGAGAGCUACGUUGGGAUGAAGGCUGGGAUGAAAUGUAAAGAAACAACGGCAAAGUAAAGACGACUGACCACCAAGGGGCGGAGACGAGGCGGACCACACAACGCAGGAGACCUGGGGAAAUCAUUAACGCACACUAAAACACACAAUAUGACAGAUUGGAUUUCAUUCCACCCUCCAACUCCCUGAGACUGACAUCCACCUCCAGCCCGGGCCCCAGGGCCAGCCCAUUGACCUCAGACCUCUUCCAAAUCUUUGGAUUCACACCGAGCCACACCGCACCAACCUCAAGUCGUUUCCCUCUGGAGACCCCCAACCGCCCGCCUGCGCCCCCCCCCCCCCCCCCCAUCCCCAAAAAAAACCCAGGGACGGGACCCUGUCAUGUUUCACUGAGGGUCCCCUCCCAACUGGCGAAUGACAAGUGUGCAUUCGAGGGCGGGGCUUGCCUCAGUCUCUCAUGAUUGGCUGCUGGAUGGAAUUAAGGUGAAUGGAACACGUGCCCAAGGAGCAGGACCCUAACCCACCAGAGGGAGAAGAGAAACGGUGGCUCAAUGGCCCGAAAAGGAAGAGAAAGAACAGCCAAUGUUCGUUGAAGAGUAUGACUGCACGUUGUCUGAGUGACAGCUCCAAAUCCCCCGAGCUGAAAGAAGCGAGUAAAGACGGGUACAUCCCCAGCUACCUCGAAAAGGAUGAGCCAUGUGUGGUUUGUGGCGACAAGGCCACAGGCUACCACUACCGCUGCAUUACCUGCGAGGGCUGCAAGGGUUUCUUCCGUAGGACCAUUCAGAAGAACCUCCACCCCAGCUACUCCUGUAAGUACGAUGGCUGCUGCAUCAUCGACAAGAUUACCCGCAACCAGUGUCAGCUGUGCCGCUUCAAGAAGUGCAUUGCAGUGGGCAUGGCCAUGGACUUGGUGCUGGAUGACUCGAAGCGGGUGGCUAAACGGCGUCUGAUUGAAGAGAACAGGGAGCGACGCAAAAAGGAGGAAAUGGUGAAAACCCUCCAAAACCGUCCAGAGCCCACAGACAGCGAGUGGGAGGUGAUCCACCUGGUGACGGAGGCCCACCGACACACCAACGCUCAGGGCGCACAGUGGAAACAGAAGCGCAAAUUCCUGCCAGAAAAAAUCGGCCAGUCCCCAGUUGCUCCCACGUCAGACGGAGACAAGGUGGACCUGGAGGCCUUCAGCGAGUUCACCAAGAUCAUCACUCCUGCCAUCACUCGUGUCGUCGACUUUGCCAAAAAACUGCCCAUGUUCUCUGAGCUACCGUGUGAAGACCAGAUCAUCCUGUUGAAGGGCUGCUGCAUGGAGAUCAUGUCGCUCCGAGCCGCCAUGCGCUACGACCCUGAGAGUGAGACCCUGACGCUGAGCGGCGAGAUGGCUGUGAAGCGUGAGCAGCUGAAGAACGGCGGGCUGGGCGUGGUGUCGGACGCCAUCUUCGAUCUGGGCAAGAGCCUGGCGCAGUUCAACCUUGACGACACGGAGGUGGCGCUGCUUCAGGCCGUGCUGCUCAUGAGCUCAGAUCGCUCUGGCCUGACCUGCAUGGACAAAAUCGAGAAGUGCCAGGAGACCUACCUGCUGGCGUUUGAGCACUACAUCAACUACCGCAAGCACAACAUUCCUCACUUCUGGCCGAAGCUCCUAAUGAAGGUGACAGACCUGCGGAUGAUCGGGGCGUGCCAUGCAAGCCGCUUCCUUCACAUGAAGGUGGAGUGUCCCAACGAACUCUUUCCCCCGCUCUUCCUGGAGGUCUUCGAGGACCAGGAGGUGUGAAACACAAUUGCCACCACACAAAGGGAAGAGGAAGUUGGGGCAAACUGGGAGAUGGGAAGGGCCAUCGUUCUUAUAAGGAAAGGAUGGAGGAAGAGUCCUCUCUGCAGGAAUCUGCAUUUCUCCGACAUUGCAUUUACAGAUGUGGUUUAAAAACUGGAACCAACCAAUACACAAACAACACACCAGCAACAGGAGAGUCAAGCAAACAGAGGGGUUUUGUUUUUUGAAAGCCCUCUCCUCCACCUCUUUUCUCCUCCUUUAACCCUAUUUCAAAAUCCGUGUGGGGGCCCUUCUGUCUGAGCAUGAUGUCUUAUUUAGUAAGAGUUGUAUCCAUUUGCCAAGACACACACACACACACACACACACACACACACAGCCACACAGAGCCACAGCCUGUUCCACCUCAGUUCUUCAGAGCAGUGCUCUUUUCAGGGGUCCGUUACCCCUCUCUGGUUUUUUUUUAACGGUCACAGAUUUACACACAUUUUUGAAGCCCAUGUUUCCAGCUGCCAUGCUGGCAAGCACCUCUCAGUAUUAUUUCUGAAUAAGUGUUAAGUCAGUUAUUCUGAAAAUAUGGACAACGGUGACAUUGAUAUUAAUGCUCACAGUCAUGCAGGCACAUGCAGUCAGCAAACACUGCACAGUGAAAUUUCAGCGAUGCUUUAAGCAUUACUUUGGUGUAAAAUGGCUGCUGUACAGCAGAACUCAAUCUGAGCCGUUACAGCUGUUUCUGGGUAUCUAAUUCGAUCCCAGUGAUACCGGUGCUAUAUUUAUAAAAGGCUACUCCAGUUUUAUGAAAUUGUGUUGCCGGCCUUUGAAAAAUAAUGUGCAGAACAUGGCUCCAUAUCUACCUUCAUUUUUUUGUCAUUGGACCGGCUCCUGUGACAUACACACACUAACACAUGCACACACACAUUUGAGCAGAUUUGCCUUGUCAUUGGCCAUGCUGCUUGUGCGAGAACCCUACUGGCUUUUAAUGAAAGUUAAACCCUUCUCUCUCCAAGGAGUUACUGCAUUGAAAUAAAGAAGGGAGAAAAAAAGAAUGAAAGAAAGGAUGUGAGAGGAAGGAGGAGAAGAGAUAGAGAGAGGAAUCCAGAUUUAAUUGCUGGACAGUAGAGUCAGAGCCGGGGUCAGGAGUAAAACUCCCACACAUAGCCUCCAAGGAGGUUUACAAUAGCAGCAACCACCAGCGAGGCAGCAAAGCUCACUUUCGACAAACAAGCACACACACACACACACACACACACACACACACACACACACACACACACACACUCUCUUUUUCUCUCUGUAUUUUUCUCACACACUCAGACACACAUUAACAUGAAAACACACAUCACCUCAGAGUAACGUGAAUGCCUCAUUUUACUGUAUGCACUGCACGUCAGUGACAAUAUACAGCCCUAACCUGCAGGGUUUGUUCAGAGUCCCCUCCUCACGGACUCAGCUCAGUGUGGCCCCUCCAGGCUUCCAUACACAUUUGCCUUGUUUUACCAUGGGCAUCACUGAGUGCAGGCAAAUGCCAAGAAGGCUACCAUUUACCUCAAAGUGGAUACACCCCCAGGCUGGGGCGGCAGUACUGCCCCUGUGGUGUCAGGCACUACCUCACCUCUGUGGACACGGGGCGGCUGCCCACAGCCUACACACAGACAUACACCAUUUGAGUUGGCGCAUGUGUAGGUUAACACAGAAAUGUGCGUAAUAUUUAAGUAGGUGCACACUUAGUCAGGAAAUGACAAAACACUCUCACACACACACACACACAUCCUCAGUUCUAUCACUUGGUUGAAAUGAAAUACCAUUGAAGACAGGAGGGCCAGCCAUCCCCCUGGAUGACUCUACCGACUCCAGGGAAUGGUACCCAUUACAUUUGGGUUAUCUCUUUUUGUUAUAUGGGACCAAGUGUUGUCUUUUGGAAUUUGGAUUUACGCGUUUCUGUCAAAACCGAAGCCGACUCACAGGAGCGACGAAGUGUAGAUGUGCAGCCCAGCUGACACCCAUUUGCAACAGGAUGGAUAACGGAGAGUACCUGAAAACCCACGCCGGCCACACCUGCUGAAUUAGCAUGCAGAGAAAGGGCUGUUUGCUUCUGCAUCAUGGCUAUCUUCCACAGUACACCUAUGAUGGCUGUCCUUGGAUCUUGAUAAAUAUUUUCUCUGAAUUAAGCUUUCUUUCAUGCAUGGACAGUGCAUUAGACGUAAAAAGGUAGAAUGUUCUAAACCGAAAUGAAGCUUCUUAAACUCAAAAGCUCUUUAAGUCUCAUGCACUUUACCAAUGCUCACCACUAUAACGGUAAUAUCUCACGGCAAAUAUCCAUGGCAGAUAUCAUAGUGUAUUCGCCAAAGCACCAUUCACCAACGUUGAUAGAUUAGAUAAAAGCCCAUUCUGUUCAUUCCAAUUCUGGGGCCAUGCCAAAUCUAACUGGGUUUACCACUCUUACAAGAAGAGAAUGAAAGAAAAGAGAGACUAAGAAAAUCUAUUUGAUACUCAACGCCAAACAGUAGUUCAUACUUGGCACUUGUACAGGAUGGCUAAUCUGAGCCCCUCGGGAGUACCUAAGCAGAGCAACAUGUGGCAGGGAUCAUGGGUAAUCGUCACAAAUGGCCAUGCCUCACUGCUUCGCCGUCUAGAGCAAUGCUGGCAGACGAGAGAAUCUGGAACGCCACCUUUGGGCAAAAUGGUGGAGCCUGGUCUGACUCCCAGAAGAAUCCCCUUCACAAGCAUCAUCCCCACUUUUAGAGAUCCAUUCCAUGCCCUGCUUUACGCUAAUCUAGCCUAUGUCAAUGUCCUCUCCGGAGCCUAGCCACCCCCCCAACAUUAUAACAGCCCCCACCUAGCCUGGCUGGUGGGAGUUUUGCACUACUGCAACGGUCCUCCUUCGGCCUCUUACUCAUCAAACCAACACCUUGUUGGAUUCCCCAUUAGCGCCCCUCUCCAAAACUCCCGUCCUUUAUGGUGCGUUUGGUGCGGGACACUACUGUGGAAGGUGAGUUUUGGUGGCUCUGUGUAACAGAGGCUGGCAGUUGCAGUGGGCUCAGUCCCAAACCUGACCCGUUGUCAGUAUUAGAACAACAGCACUUGACCCUCACCCCUAAAUCAACCCAACAAGCGGCAGAGAGAGAUCCCUGCUGAGGAGGGCUGUGCACAGUAGCACUUAUUAAUUCUCCUUGUAGUAUCCAUUUCCCCGAUUAUCCUUCCUAUAGAGUCAGCCCAUUGACAUUUCAAAUUCAGAGCCCUCCUUUCAAUCAUCUUCUCUUCCCCUCUCCUCUUCCCGAAGCACCCGAGCUAUUGUACGCACCCACCGCUGAGUGGGAUGCAACCAGUUUGGCCCAGAAUCAUUGACACCAAACGGGAUCCAGGCCUUUACCUUGUGAGACAAGGCCGGCCAUAUCUGCCCUUUAGAGUGGCGCCACCGAAUGAAUGUGAAAGGCAAAGCAGCAGCGAUGGGGACGAGAGACUUGAGCGCGAGAUUGUGAGGAUGCGAGAGAAGAAAGUGUGGGACAGGAAACACAAAGAUGAGGGCCCGACCCUCACUGCCAUCAUUGACAUGGGAGACAGAGGGUGAUGUGGUUGGACGAUGUUAACGGACACUCGGAGGAAGGGGAGAUGGCAGUGUUGGAAUAUGUAGCGUCUCCCUUUCUUUUCCCACAGCGACCACAUAUGAGCCCCCGCUCCCAUGCCAGCUGACAACCCCAAAUGUCCCCCUCAGCUCCCUCCAAAAGGAUAACCUCCAACUGUCAUGUGAUGAGGAUCAGAACGUGAUCGCUCAUUCCAGAGAUGCAGGUUUGGAGUUCCAACACGUCUUUGUAAAAGAACUGAAAAAGAGAAAAAAAAACCUAUUGAUGUCCUUUGUUCUCGUGAGCUGACUGGGUAUGUGUGUGUGACAGUAGGGGUUAUAAUGCUGCUUUACCUUCUGAGUCUGAUUUAGAUUAAGAAAAAAAGAUAUAUGAAAUGAUAUAAAUCCACAAAACACAAUGAAAAGAGAUGACUUUUUAAAAAAGACUCCUGAACAAAAUUAUCGGAGGUUCUUUCAUUUUAUCAUUGUUUUGUUAUUUUUCUGUUUGUUUUUUGACGCUUAAACUGCUCUGUGUAAAAAAGGAAAAAAAACAGCUCUAGUCACUUUUUGACCAUGCGUGCAGUGUAACAUAGAAAAUAUUUCACUUCUUUUUCACAUCUAUACUUUGUGUUGAUAAGCCAACUGAUCUGUUUGUCUGUGUGUCUGUCCAGUUGUCCGUCCCCUUUUAUCAGGAGGAAUUUACAACCAACAAAACAGGAAUUUCUUUUUUAUAUUUGUUCUUUUUUUAUGAAAUACAACUUUGGAAAAAAAAAAAAACACAAACAGGAAAAAUAAUGCAACAGAAACUGAAAAUACAAAAAAAAAACAAUCUUGUCAUACCUCACACAACACGAAACUCAAAGGAACUUGGGAGGAGUCAUAUUUUGCAGGCACAUGUGAAAGUUCAGAGAUGCAUAUAUAGAUUUUAAAAAAAAUGUAUAUGUUAAGAUAAUAUGUGCUUGUGUGUACGCAUCAGUAGAAGUUACAAAAGGACUCUUCCCUCAAGCUUUUGUGCUCUACCUUAUUUGGUUGUGAGGCAUUAGAUACCAUCAGCUAAUGUGUAAUUCUCCAACUUUAAAAGGCACAGUCUUUAGACAGUAAACCUAAAAAUGUGAAUGGCCCAGAGACUGAGGGACUAAGACUUUUGUAAUGGCUGAGAGUUUUAUGGUAUUGAAUGUAGCUGACAGGAGGGGGCUGGACCUGAGCCCGGCACCCACAACCCAACUUCCACACACCAGCAGAAACGAUAUUGGUGUCACAUAGACGUUACGUACCAACAACAAAACUGAGAAUAUAUAUUGCCCAUCUGCAAGGUGCAAUACUAUGUUGUGUAUUUUUGUAUGUUUUCUGUUUUUUGAUUUUAUUUUGAUUUUGAUUUACAUUUUAUUUUUGGCCAUAACCAAGGAUGUAAAUACAAAUACAUACAACACUCGAGAUUUAUUGCAGCAAAGUAAAUUUAACCUCGCCAUCCCGCUCCUAUGUAAGAGGGUAAAAAAAGCAAAGUGAUGUGUAAUGCUUCAUACAUUAGUGUGUGUGUGUGUGUGUGUGUGUGUGUGUGUGUGUGUGUGUGUGUGUGUGUGUGUGUGUGUGUGUGUGUGUGUGUGUGUGUGUGUGUGUGUGUGUGUGUGUGUGUGUGUGUGUGUGCGUGCGUGCGUGCGUGCGUGCGUGCGUGCGUGCACUCUCUCACAUGUGCAUGCUGAUCCAUAUUCAGAAGUGCCCCGUGACAUUAAUCAUGAACCCUGUGCCUCCUGUUGUUUGCAAAGAGAUAGAUUCGUACCCCUCAUAUUCUCACAUCGACACGCCACACAUGAAUGCCUAUAGUUAUGUGUGUAUGUGUGCGUGUUCUUUCUAUGGAAUCAGUUCUUCCAAACUGUUGAUGUGUGUGUGGCCAGCAGCCGUAGUGGCUAAAGGUUUGCAGGGCAGUAAGGAGGGAGAGGGAGAUAAAUAGAACAUAAGCAGGUUAAUAUUGAAAUGAUUGUCAGCUAACGUGGCUGCAAAACACACACAUCAAGGUUGGAAAACGGCAAAAUGGAUUUCCCCAUUCGUCCACCCUCCCAUUGCCUCCCAGAAGCCAGCCUAAAAAAUCUUGCUCAGCUUGUGAUAAAAGGUAGUCAUAAACCUGAACCAGGGACUAUUAGAGGUUCCAUUUAUAGUUGUCAUUUCAUGUGUCUGUCAUCCAGAUAAAAAUCCAGAUUUAAUACGCUGUUAUUAACACUAAGCAACAUAUGUAUCCCAUAGUGGACAGAUCAUGUCCUUGUUUACGCAGGCUACAUGCAAUCUGGAUCUGAAGCUCCUCAAAACAUGAGAAGCUCUAGAGGCUUCAUCUAGCUUUAGCUUACUGAUGUAGUUACACUUUAGAGUGAAAAUGACACAUGCAUUCAGACUUUAACACAUCUGGCAAGAAUGCAUCUCCUAAAUGGAAAGUUCAAACUAGCUGUUUUCAUUUCUUAUUGGCUAAAGCUAAAAGUAUUUUUUGUCUAUGAUGACACCGAGGCUACCACAGAUUGCAUUAGCCGCACCACAACUUGCAGAGAUUCAAGGCUGGCUCUGCGGAGGCCUCCAACUUCAUCCCAUCCAUAAAUAUCAUGAUCCUGAUUUAUUCUCACAUGUUGACACAUUGGAUAAGGGUGAAGAUUGUCUGUGAUGUUUUUUGGUUUCAUGGUUGUGUUUGGUCCCCCCCCUCCCCCCAUGCCAAAUGUAGAGUUUGUCAAGACAUGCAAGUAGCAAGAUGUCUAUGCAAUCUCCCUCCUGCUCCCUCCAACAGACAAGCUCAACGUAACAACAGCGAGCCACUCUUGCUUGUAAAAUUCGGCCUGGCUUGAAUUCCAGAUGUUCUUUACAUCACCCAAAGACCCUCGCUACUUAUAUCAGCGGGGGUCUGGCCUACCUUGGUGAGCUGGCCUUUAGCCCAGCUGACUGCCUCUCUCCACGGUAGUCCGGGUCUCAGAGAACAAGUAGGAGGAGUACUGGGGAUGUUGUGGAGAAUAAGGAUUCUACGGGAUGUGCUGUUUAUUUGUAAACUGCUCAGAAAGUGGUGUGUGUGCAUUUAUGUGUGUGUUGUUUGGAAGUUCGGGUACGUCUUAUUGAUGCGAUGCUCUCACUGUUUGGUUGGUCCAACAUAAAGGCCACAUCGGCUCGAAUUCCAAGAUUUAGAAAAGCCCCUUAACUCUCUCGUCUGCAAUAUGUGUGUAAAGCUUUAACUUUUCUAUCCUGCGACCAACGUAAUGUAACGUUAAAGAGUGGGUGGUUGAUGUCUAUCAGUGGCAAAAUAGCAUAGCUAGGUUUACCUAAUUUCCUCUACUUUUUUAGACAUGAGGAAAGGAUUUGGUCUGAUUUGCAAUCGAGAAAAAAAUUCUACUUUCCCCUAAUUGAGAUGAACAUCUACCACCUACUGACCCCCCCACUGAACUUGAGCACUUAACUAAAAUGCACUUUGAAUGGCCCAAACCAGUCCAUGAUACGUGGAAGAAUCUUUGGAGAUAAUAAUUGUGCUGACAGAAAAAAAAACUAAAAUUGCACCGGCGCCAAAUGCUUUUUGCACCGUUUAUUGUUUUUAAAAUGAGUUUAAUCCGAAAUUAGAGUUCCAGCCUUCAGGCACCUAAUGACUAAUUAGAAACUUUAUGAUUUACUUUUUUUAUUGAAGUGCAAUAAGCGAGUAAGUGAACCUUUUGGCGUAUUUCUUGUCUCAGUAGAUCUUUUUUAUGUUUGUUGGAAAAUAAUAAUCUCAAGAUUGAUUCUAAAAUGUGGCCACCCAGGAGAGCAUCAGCUUAGACCCGCUCCACACAUACAAACACACACACAUGCACAUACACAAACACUGACCACUUGUUGUGACUGGGUAAAGGAAGCUAUUGAAGGAUUCUCUCAGGUAAAAGAACAUUUUCUAAUAAAUGAUGAUGAACCUUAGAUGAAAAACAUUGUUAGCUCCUCUUUUUUUGUCUUCUCAGUUUACAAUCAGCAAUGUACCUUUUUUGCUGUUCUGUGUUCGGUCAAGAUGGAAAUGGUAUAGACAUCCAGGUUUCAAGGAUUUGGGUCUUGGGUCCAACUCAAUUACAAAAGAUCAUUGUUUUCUUACCUUAAUGAAAACACAUUUCCUAAUGUGUGGAGGUGGGACAGUGUGUUCUCUCUUGUUUGUUUGAGAGUGGGAGUUGUUUGCUUCUGUUUUGUGCUGCGCCAUAUGGAGCCCCAUUCCUGCCAGGAAAAGAAACGUGAAUUUAAUUUAUGUAGCCCAAUCUCCAUUUUAAAAGGUAAAAAUGGAAUGGAAAUGGAAUAAAGUUCCCUCUAUAUUUACUGACAGACAUGCAAUAUAUGCCAUGUGUACAGAAUAACCAACAUAGUAAAUUUAUACCAUGGUCUGAGAAGACAAAAAUAAUGGGUAUAUUUUUAUGUGAAGAAUAUGGCUCUUAAAACAACUUCCAGAUGUUACCAAGCAGAUAAGACCAGCAGGGAACAAUUUCAAGAACAACAGUGCAGCACUAACGCCCUAUCUCGCAACUUUUAGAAAAGGGAAACAUAAAUCAGUGUGUUUCUGCACCCUAAUUUGGAUCGGCUCGAACAUAAUGGACUCUUCCUUGGCCAAUGCUUAACCCUUACAGUCAUUUCUCUGUAAUAAAAAAAAAAGACAACCAAAUUGUAAUUUGAUGGGCGACAUUUGAAGAACUGAGGCGAAAACAUAACAUCCUAUGCAGAGGUAAUGAGGCAACGACAGCCAGGGGAGACAGAAAAGGUCACCGGAUGGCUGACGGUUCAGCACAGGGAAGCCAGAGAGAGAGAAGGACAGGCGCACAGUUGGGACGUGUCUGUGCUUUAGGGUUUAAAGAUAAAUGGUUUUAACAAAGUGUACUGUAUUCUGAUCGGUAGCAUGAACAAAAAUAUCUUUGCAAAGGUAACAGUACAAGUGGAAAUUGGUCGCCACUCUGACCCUCCUACUUUUCAAUAUUUGUAUGGGAAUUUCUUUUCUGUCUUAUCAGAUUUUCUAUUAGGCUACUAGGGCCUUAUUCUGUAAAUAUUGAAAUCACCAAUUGUUUAAUAUCUCAUUAGACAAAGUCACAAGGCCUGAGGUUAUGUCUCCAAUUUUUUUCUUUAAUUGGAAAUAAGGGCCCAAAAGUUAAAAUCAAUGGAGUCUGGACAAAAAGGUAACAGUGCUGGCGAUGCUAAUCUAACAACGAGAGUUAUCAAGUCCCCUAUUAUUAUAAAAAUUCAACCUACGGUGUUAGCAACUGUCGUAAACCACUUCGCAGUACAGAGAAAUGACUGCAGAGCCACCACACAACAAGUUGCUUCCUUUUGCUAAACCUACUCAGCCAGCCUCAACAGGAAUAAACAUAAACUGCAGACACAAUGCUAAUUCUAUCGCUAACCUGCUAUCAAGCACAGGUAUGAAGCUAUUUGAAGUGCCUUGAAAUAUAAGGUAACAUCAGUAAAGAUGAGCUUUUUUAAACUGAGGAACUGAUUUCUCCCGAAAAGACACCCUAUACCCAGUGGAUGACUAGAGGAUACAUUUGUUAGCUAGGCUAGUGUAAAAAAGUCAAUUUAAAUUCUAUGGCUAAAGUGUAUUCAUGAAUCAACAUUUAAAAAAAUCAAGCUGACAUUUUGGUCAGUAGUUCACACACUCAUUAAGAUGACUUUUUACCUCAUAAUUUCGAUUAAAAAGUUAAGAUGUAUUAUUGAAGGCAAUUAUUUUGACCUACAGAAUCCAGAAUUAUAUAGUCAUAAUUUUGAUUUUAAAAAUUACAAUCAAAAUGUUGAUUAUCUGUGAGUAUUUUCUAAUCUCUGAAUUCUGUUCUAUGAAUGACUUGAUAUGACAUCAUCUGGAUUUAAAACGUUUUGGUUUUUUUCUUACUUUGAGUUAUAUAAUUAUAUUUAUUUCUAGCAUCCCCAACCUUUCCUAUUCCAGGCAGAAAUGGGCUUCGAUAGCACAGCAGGAAGUUAUUCAGCGGACCUAUUUCAAAUCACAUUAUGACUUUUCUCAGAAACACGUGCCAUAGUGUUCAGAAGUAAACUCAGCCCUUCCUGUCAGUAGUAGUCCAGACUUUGCACUUUUUCCCUCUGCGAUCAAAGUGCCAGCAGCAAUAUCCAGCUCCCCCUCCCCCCAGUUGGUUCAUGGUGUACAUACAACUGUACUUGGCUUUCCUCCAAGCUGCGCACCAUCCACCCUUGAGGGGGUUUUGGGGGGGGGGGGGGCUGGCUUUGUUCCUCCAUCCACAGGCCUGUUCUAUUUCAGUGUGCUUACUGUUAAGCUUUGUGAUGUACAGAAAGGUUAGCAUGGCUAAAACCAAGGCUGUGCAUGUUUAUAGGUGUGUGCAUGUGAAUGCCAGCAUCCAUGCUCAUGUGAGAGAACUGUCUUUAGUGUGUGAACUUUGGUAUGAACAUCCUGCUAUCAGAUCAACAUUCUCGUUCCCUUCCGAAUCCCCAAAAGCACCUUUUUAGGCCGUGGUACAUGACAGAAGUCUGUAAAACAGAGUCCUGUCACAGACGUGUAUUAUUUCCUUUGAAGAAUGUAACUAAAAUUGUGUUCAUCGGGAUAAAAGAUAGGUGAAAGAAGGGGGUUUGAAGCCAUUUAUAUACAGUAUGAGGGAGGUGGGGUUGCAGGACAUGAAAACUGAAUUGCAAGAGCGGAAUAUUUCAAAAUAAAAGCUGCAGGAAUUCCCACAAUCAAAAGUUUCACUGCACAACGGAUCAGAUAACGCCGCGCCUGCAGUUUCAGGCUUUAUCAUUUUGUUUCUCUUUCCAUAUGAUGGCCUUAUUGAUUGCUUUUGUAUCCGUCCUCCUCUAUGAUAUUGUUCUACAGCUUGGAUCAUAGGGCACCGGAGGAUUUAUUAUGAAGUCUUGCACGUAGAAAACCCACGUUAUGUAGUUGGAUCUCUGGUAAAGAGUGUAUUGGUGUGGUGGGUGGUAGCAGUUUAGGACUCCAGAGAGUGAUUCUUAGGUUAUCAUGACACACAAUAUGUAAUGGCUGAGUAUAAGCCAAUACUCUUUGUGGCCAUUACAGUUCAGUAGAGAAUAUUUAAGCCUUCAUGAGCUGAAUAAUGUAAUUAAAGUGCCACAUUGGGUUACUGGGCUUGCUAUCAACAUCAGGUGCACGUUCAGACUGUUGUCAUUUAAGAUGUGACUGUUAAAAUACUGAUGGGCAGUCAACACAUCUGUGUUAAUGGCUGAGCAGGAGGCAUUGUGUAAAUAGAAAGUUGUUAUGAUCAUGAUGACAUUCCUUUCCUUUUCCAAUGGCACAUGGAGCUCCUUUCACUGCACCACAAUCUCGCCACUAGAUAUUACGAAUAGCUUUGAGCGGACACGAUCACGGUCCUAUUGCCUAGUACACCAAAUCCCAAGAUGGAACUAAAAGCACUUAUAGGUGGUGUUGCAGCGGUUUUGUGCUGCUCGGACGAUCUAAAAGGAAAUUUAUAGUCAUGGAGAUAUUUUUGUAAACGGGUGGGAAAUCAUAUGCCUAGACAGCUAAGAAUGUACACAAAUUAGCUCAUAUAUAAUUAGUCUAUUAAUCAGGAAUAUAGAUCAGAGAUUAGAUAAAUGAUGUGAAGUGUAAUGUAGUUUGGGGAGAUGCUUAUGAGGAAAAUAUGCAAUGUUUGUCAGGUUGAGAAAAAAAGGCUUUGACUUGCUCAGGUUUGAAAAACCGGCCUCAAAGGGUGCUUUCCGUCCUUCCUCCUCCCUCCUCUCUUGGUCCAACACGUCUACUUUGUCGGUUCCGUCAAACACCCUCAGAGCACAUACACUAUCUGCUCUCACUGUUGUAUGCAAAACCAGAGGAAAUACUUUGCUAACUUUUAAACCUGAAGAAAGGGAUCAACUUCGAAACAGUUUUCCACUCUGUAGCAGGUCCAAGCCACUUUUAUACAGCACCAGCAAAAUCACCAAUAACCACCUCUUUGAAACCACUGGGAACAUUUUCUUUACUGUACCAACUCUUUGCUCACAUUGUUUACAACAGAAAAGACUCAGUGUCACAUGUACAGAAAGCUUGGCAUGCUUAUAGUAUGGUGUUAAAAACAUUUAGCACAAAUGCGCUAUGCUUCAAAGUGGUUUCCUCAACAGCAGGAUCAGUGUUUCGCUAAAAAGCAGAUACCUGGUAGAUGCAACAAGUUCUACGUUCUGGUGCUGGUAGAUGUUUCCAUGUCAGACUUUAUUUAUAGGUGGAGUAAUGAUGUACAAGUGUCUAUGAACUGUCUAUGUGUCUGUAUUCACUAUUCUACAAUCCACUGUCCUAGUAGAUAGUCUCAAAUUGAAACAUUAUAAUGAUAAAUCAAGAAAAAGUAAAGGUCUUUUAUGUAGAUAUGAAUUAAUGGUAAGCAUCAACAGGACUUUACUUUGUCUUUAUUUAACACAAAGAUGCUAGUUUUCAGGACUGGAAAAUGCAUUUAAAAAACUUUUUGCAAACGUGUGUUUCGAUAUUUCAGCAAAUUCAAUAGAAGCAUGCUGAAGAGCAACAUCUGCACUCUCGGGGUUAUGUUUUGAUUUGAAUUUUCUUUGUCUUUUUUCUCUUGGAUCUUCUCAAGGACCUUGUUCAAGCCUGCUCAGUAUAUAUGUGACUAUUCAAACAUACUAUAACUCUAUGACUUCAAACCAGCAGAAAAUGUUUUACAAAACCUACGGAAAAAUAAAGUAAAUGUGCAAAUGAGCUAUAAACAACCUUCACAUUCAGCUUAUACAACUACCUUUUUUACUUUUGUAUCACUCCUUCAAGAGUCCCUUGCUUCACUGUGACUACAGAGGCUGCUGGGAAAACUUUGAUGUGUUAUUCAGACACUCAGGGGUCACGACCUGUCCGGUCAGGAUCAGGGUUAGGAAGGUGCCAAAGACAGGAUGUGAAGGGGUUUUGUCAGUUUACCUGUUGUCACAGCCCUCAAUGCAAACAAUAAAGCAGGCGAUUCCUAUUAUCUCUCCAGAAAACUAAAAAUAAGUUUGUCACUGAUCUCGACCCUCCCCACCCGGGCAAUUAAGGCUCCGCAAAUUACAGUCAAAAGCAAUGUUAGUGACUCAAGGUGGAAAAAAUAUGUAUAUCAUAAAUUACCUUUACUGAGAAAAAUGUCCUUCUAAGUUCAUAUAGGCCAUGUAAUAUCGGCAUUAGCAAAAGUAAAAAAGCGACAAAAUAACAAAGAAAGGGGACUAAUGUUGGCUGUCAAGAAGUCAAUGUGUUUUCCUAACCACGUUUAAUAUCAAGUACAGAUGUGAAGAAGAAAACAACAGCAGUGUUAAAAGAAUGCCUACUGAAGAUAAUGUAAAUAUGUUUAUCACAUUACAUCAAAAAACUAAAUGCUGUACAACUUAAGUAAGGACUUCUGUCUGAAAGAGAAUGACACCUCCUAAAGAGCAUGUUUUUCAUUCAUUCAUAAUGUACAAUAAAACAGCCAAAGCUUUGGACAUUAUCUCCUUUCCUUUUGGUCUAUGCUAAAAGAGAUUUUAGGCAAUGAAAAAAACAUUUAUCCAAGUAUCAAAAAGACAUUAGAAAUACUUUUACAGGACACCUGAGACUAGAACAAGGUAGAUAGUGAUUUUUUUAGCACAUAAAACAUUUUUUAUUUUUUUAUUUUGUAAACUAUCCCAGAGUCUAGAAAAAAGAUUGCCUAAUAACUUUCAUUCAAUAUCAGAUAUCUGAUUUAGGGGAUUUCUUGGUCAGAGUGAAAUAUAUUGUUAUUAUUUUUUGCCAUGACCUAGUUUUACCAUCUUAUAAGUCACUAACAGGAUUGCAUAUUAUGUCUAGAUUUGUGUGUAUCACAGUCCGGGAUACUAAACGGAGAUUUCUAGAGAGAAUGAGAAGUGAAUACAAAUCUAGAGUAAAAUAAGAAACUGCGCUGGUAAUGUAUAACAGAGUUUGCAGAAACAUCCUGGGCUAUAGUCUAUUACUGAACAGUGAACAAAAGACACAGUACACAGGGAAACACAUGGCCAUUCACUGUACUCAUAGUAGAGAUCUCUCCUUCUGUCUCUAUCCAGAGGUGCCCGAUAUUUAUAUAUUUUCUGAGUAAUACAAAAGAGUAGCAGAAAUUAUUUAAAGUUUAUCCAGUUUCUGUGCCUGAUCAUGUACAAUAAAUGGCUACAAUACUACAAACCCCGGCCUCCUGGUGUCUGGUGCAGGUUAACCCAGACAAAAAGAAGAAUCUGAAAAUAUAAUAUAUAUUAUAUUAUUCCUGAUAUGUCUGUUUUCUUUCUUUGUUUGACUCUCAGUAGACGUCCCUGUUCAGUCAUGCAAAACAAGGAACAAUAUUUAGGAUUCAUUUCCAUCGUGAAAGGACAUACAGUCGAGCUUUAAGCACCGCUCCGGGCUAAAAAAAACACUGUCCACUGCUUCAACAACACACACACACGCAGGAAACCUCCGAAUAUCUACUGUGAUCUCCUCUCACACCACCCACACCUCCAUCACACCACACCCUCUCUCACCUGGACCUGUCCACCCCGGUCAUUACCCAACCCCCUGCUGUUCCCUAGCACCCCACCCUCCCCCUUUUCCUCCUCCUCCCAACAAGAGUCCAGUGGGUGGUGUGAUGUCAGGUUUUUGUGGUGGGCUGCUUACGACAGGUCCAGACAAUCAGCGUGUUUGUAAAUGUCAAUGUGUGAUUUUCAAAUCUUUGUUUAUGGUCAGGGUUUUAAAGGAAGAUAUUUUUAUGGUAAUUGUCGCUGGUCUAUUUUACUAUAUAUUUAUGUAAUAAAUAUGUGACUAAAUUGACAUCUCACUGGCUGUUUGGGCUGUUAUUGGCUCUCAGUUCUUCAACCGGAUACAUCAUGUGCUGGAGGGUUUUCAUUAAUGGACUAAUAAAUUAAACCCACGGAAAAAAACAA